Micropterus salmoides (largemouth bass) is the source of this 701-nucleotide messenger RNA. RefSeq lists its product as uncharacterized. Bases 43 to 684 code for a protein of 213 amino acids. The transcript has 2 exons. Lineage: Eukaryota; Metazoa; Chordata; Actinopteri; Centrarchiformes; Centrarchidae. The record is from RefSeq and is a predicted model, not a curated record.
CUCAAACCAUAUUGGUAGUUUGAUCCACUUUGUCUGUUAUUAAUGUUGAUUGUUUCUGAUGUGCUCUGUGUUACAGUGGUACAGAGUCAGUAUGACUGGGGAGUGACUUACACUUCUACUAAGAUCUGUGCCUUCAAAGGAUCAACAGUGGACAUAAGCUGCACCUACAGAUACCCAUCCAGAAUAAAUAACCACAAAACUACAGUUGAGAAAACAUUCUGGUUUAAAGGUGAUAAAAUUGUGGAUCUGAAAACAAAGUCAGAGUAUUCAGGUCGUGUGGAGUAUAACUGUGAUAUGAACUACUGCACUCUGAGAGUCACAGACCUGAGAGAGAGCGACUCAGCUGAGUACAAGUUCAGGUUCAUAACAAACCAACCAGGUGGGACAUAUACUGGUUCACCUGGAGUCACUCUGUCUGUCACAGAUUCAGAUCUCCAGGUGCAGGUGAGCAGAUUUCAGGGGUCUUCUAACUGGGCAGAGCUGAAGUGUCACAGCAGUUGUCUUCCACCUGGUCAUCAUUACUACGUCUGGUACAAGAAUGGACAGAACAUUUGGGGACAAACAUCUAAUUCUUAUUCAGCCUACUUUGAUCCUGCAGACAGUUUUUCCUGUGCUUUAGGAGGAUAUGAGAAGUCCCGCUCUCCUUCAGUGUGUGAGUUUACAUCCAGUCUUCCACUGACAUGACACCAUCUGGUGGAGCC